AUGACACAAAAUGGUAAAGCAUCACUGUUUAACCGAUGGAAACACCAAACCGCAUAUGACCAGUUAUUCGAAGGAAUUAGUGAAGAAGAAAAACUCGAAUAUAAGGAAGCUUUUCGACUUUUCGACAAAGAUGGUGACGGGACGAUUUCAUCGAAAGAAUUAGGAGUAGCAAUGCGAUCAUUAGGUCAGAAUCCAACUGAACAAGAACUUCUCGAUAUGGUCAACGAAGUAGAUAUAGAUGGCAGUGGAACUAUUGAAUUUUCCGAAUUUUGUCAAAUGAUGAAACGUAUGAGUAAGGAAAAUGACGGUGAAAUGAUUCGGGAAGCAUUUCGUGUUUUUGAUCGAGAUGGAAACGGAUAUAUUACUGCAGACGAAUUUCGAUACUUCAUGACGCAUAUGGGUGAACAAUUUAGCGACCAAGAAGUUGACGAAAUUAUUUCUGAGGUUGAUAUAGACGGUGAUGGACAGAUCGAUUAUGAAGAAUUCGUGCGAAUGAUGACAACAUGA
This is a messenger RNA of Dracunculus medinensis (Guinea worm), 507 nucleotides long. Lineage: Eukaryota; Metazoa; Nematoda; Chromadorea; Rhabditida; Dracunculidae. The record is from the annotation of a GenBank genome assembly.